CCCGAUAAGUAUACUGCACUUUUACUGAACAAUGGCGCGACUAGGCAAGCUAGACGAGUUCGACGAGAAGGAUCAGAAUUUUGAAUCCUAUCUGGAGCGUUUUGAGCACUUCGUCACCGCAAAUGACAUCAGAGAGGAAAAGAAGCUGGCAGUAUUCUUGAGUGUGAUAGGACCACGAACGUACGAGGUGCUCAAAAGUUUGGUAGUACCCGCUGUUCCUGGGGACAAGUCCUUUGAAGAGGUCACAGUGCUGUUGAAGAAACACUAUAGCCCACAGUGCUCGGUCAUUGCCGAACGUUGCAAAUUUAACAAGCGAGCACAAGAAGAGCAGGAAAGCGUCGAGGACUUCAUAGUGGCCUUAAAACAGUUAGCAAGAAAGUGCGAUUUCGGUCAGUUUCUGCAAGACGCGCUGCGAGACAGAAUAGUGGCAGGCAUAAGACGCGAGGAAACGCAACUCGCCCUAUUUGCUGAAGAAGAUUUAACCUUCGAAAAGGCGUGCAAGAUAGCCCAGGACCGAGAGCAGGCUGCGCGACAGACAGCGUUACUUCAUGCAGAAGGCAAGGAAGCGGCUUUUUAUGCAAUGGCGAUAAGAGGAAAAGGAAGCGAAAAGAAAUCGAAGCUUCGGAAGCUCAAGGAAGCCAAGCGAGUUUGCGAAAGAUGUGGCAAGGCGCAUGCGGCUAGUGUUUGCUGGUAUAAGAACGUCCAGUGUCACAGCUGUUCUCAAAUCGGUCAUCUACAGAAGAUGUGUCCAAGUAAUCGCAGAGAACUCAAGACUGCAAACGUGGUGGACUGCUCUGAUAGUGACUCUGAAUUAGAUGUGUACCAUGUUAUCAAUACCGUGCGUUCUGGGUAUGAAGUGCAGCUAAACGUAGAAGGGCAAGACCUCUGCAUGCAGAUUGAUACGGGAGCAGCUGUAACACUAAUUCCUGAGAGUGUGAGGCUGAACGCAUUUCCUCAUGUCAAGUGCGAGCCAUCUCGAGUCACCCUAAAAACAUACACUGGGGAACCUGUUCCAGUAAAAGGGCAAUGCAACGUUCCGUUACGGUGGGAAAAGUCUUUGCGGCUACCCGCUAUUAUCGUCAAGGAUAACGGCAAGCAGCUACCAUUGCUGAUGGGGCGAAGUUGGCUUGAAAGGCUCGGGCUUGACUGGAAAAGCGUGUUUGCUAUAAAUGUAAGCGACUCUCACAAGGUAGAGGCGGUUAAAAAGAAGUUCCCAGGGGUGUUUUCUAAGCAACCUGGAAAAGUAAAAAACUAUCAAGCAAGGAUAGUUUUAAGCCAGAAUUGUACGGCUAUUUUUGGCAAGGCCAGAAACGUCCCAUUUGCGCUUCGAGAUAAAGUGGAAGGCGAGCUAGAAAGGCUAGAGAAAAGCGGUGUUAUACGCCCCGUAAAUUGGAGCGAUUGGGCCACGCCAGUAGUCGUAAUCCAAAAGAAAGAUGGUUCACUGAGGCUGUGCGGGGACUACAAAGCGGUGCGAUUUACGCAUUCGGACCACAUCAGAGCCCGCCACGGAAGCCAGGAUUCUUCAAGUUAUCCGCAGGCACAACCUGCUCCAACGGCAUCCGUAGACACGACUCCACCGACGGUUCCGAUGGCGUGUGGGCCAGUCGCCGGGUCGCCUCUCGUAAAUCCACACGCAACCGACUCUGCGACGUCUCUCCUUCCGGCAACUGCAUCGCCCACGGCCGGAGCAGCUGCCUCCGGCUCGCCGGACCAGCCCAGUGCCGACGACGCGCCACCUGCAGCCGAACUUCCAACUCUGCGUCGUAGUGCACGUGUACGACAUGUCCCGAACAGAUACCAGUCCAGUGACUUUCGGAAGUAA
This is a messenger RNA of Rhipicephalus microplus (southern cattle tick), 1822 nucleotides long. RefSeq lists its product as uncharacterized. Gene Ontology annotation, molecular function: nucleic acid binding; zinc ion binding. The record is from RefSeq and is a predicted model, not a curated record. NCBI's taxonomy places the organism in Eukaryota, Metazoa, Arthropoda, Arachnida, Ixodida, Ixodidae.